Lontra canadensis (Northern American river otter) is the source of this 507-nucleotide messenger RNA. RefSeq names its product transmembrane protein 207 (gene TMEM207). The record is from RefSeq and is a predicted model, not a curated record. Lineage: Eukaryota; Metazoa; Chordata; Mammalia; Carnivora; Mustelidae. The transcript is spliced from 5 exons. Bases 35 to 466 code for a protein of 143 amino acids.
CAACCACUGGCUUCGAGCAGCUCGUUCCUUAAGUAUGUUGGGACCCAGACCUUUUAAUUUUACUUCAGUGAUCUCAAAAGCAGGAACCUCGUGUUUGCCACUAUUCCAGUUGGUGCUCUCGGACCCACCAUGUGAAGAAAGUGAAAUGUGCAUAAACUAUAAAGAUCGAUACACAAGUGACUGGUAUAUCUGGUUCUUGCUGCUGAUUUUCCUGGUGACUCUUCUCUGUGGAGUCAUGUUCUUCUGCCUCCACUGCUGGCUGAGGAGACCCCGAAUGGAAUCCCCAAGUCGCACCAUGGCUGUUUUUGCUGUUGGAGACUUGGAUCCCGUUUAUGGGACAGAAGUGGCUGUGAAUCCAACUGUUGGAAUUCACCUUCAAACUCAAAACCCUGAAAUGUGUCCUGCUCCAUGUUUUGGCACUUUAGACCCCCCACCUCCAUAUGAAGAAAUUCUGAAAUCAAGCUGAUAGCUCCAGAUCGUCAACUGACAACAUUAGAAACAUUUUUU